Molecule: messenger RNA, 2257 nt
Organism: Patella vulgata (common limpet)
Lineage: Eukaryota; Metazoa; Mollusca; Gastropoda; Patellidae
Product: 2-oxoisovalerate dehydrogenase subunit alpha, mitochondrial
Exons: 1
Coding region: 43-1389 (448 amino acids)
Biological process (GO): branched-chain amino acid catabolic process
Molecular function (GO): oxidoreductase activity, acting on the aldehyde or oxo group of donors, disulfide as acceptor
Source: RefSeq, a predicted model, not a curated record
UAUUAGAAGGGAGAUAAUGCUUAAUUCUGGAAACGAAGAAAUAUGUCCGCCAUUCGCCAAGCUCAGCGUUUAAUUUCUUUUUCUUUUAGCCCCAGAUCAUCGGGCAUUCGAAUUUAUCAGUGUCUUAGUAAGCGCAACUUCCACAGAAUCAAUUCAGUUACUUGUUCAGAAAAUGUCACCUCAAAAUUUGACGAUAGACCGGAGUUUCCAGGGUCAAAAUCAGAGUUUGUCAGUAAAUUAGAAUUUAUCGAACCAGACAACAUAAAGGGCAUUCCUGUAUACAGAGCUCUGGGACGAAAUGGUAAUAUAAUAGAGGACAGUGAAGAUCCCAAAUUAGACAGUUCAACGGUCCUCAAGAUGUACAAAGAUAUGACACUGUUGAAUACCAUGGAUAGAAUAUUGUAUGAAUCUCAACGACAGGGACGAAUUUCAUUUUAUAUGACAAAUUAUGGAGAGGAGGGCACACACAUUGGCUCAGCUGCAGCUCUGGAUCCCAGAGAUUUGGUAUUUGGGCAGUACAGAGAAGCCGGAGUUCUGAUGUGGAGAGGGUUUACACUUGAUCAAUUCAUGGAUCAGUGCUAUGGCAAUGUUAAUGACAUUGGUAAAGGAAGACAAAUGCCUGUUCAUUAUGGAACAAAGAAGUUGAACUUUGUAACAAUAUCUUCACCCUUAGCUACACAGAUGCCACAAGCAGCUGGUGCAGCUUAUGCUUUAAAGAGAGCUAAGAAUGGACUGUGUGUGAUCUGCUAUUUUGGAGAAGGUGCAGCAUCCGAAGGUGAUGCCCAUGCAGCUUUUAAUUUUGCUGCAGUAUUAGACUGUCCAGUUAUAUUCUUUUGUAGGAACAAUGGUUAUGCUAUAUCUACACCUGUUAAAGAUCAGUAUAGAGGGGAUGGUAUUGCAUCUCGUGGUGUAGGCUAUGGUAUGAUGACAGUUCGAGUAGAUGGAAAUGAUGUAUUUGCUGUGUACAAUGCUGUCAAAUCUGCUCGUGAAAUAGCAGUAGCACAAAAUCGACCUGUACUCAUUGAAGCUAUGACAUACAGAAUUGGUCACCAUAGUACCUCGGAUGACAGUUCAGCCUAUAGAUCGGUGGAUGAAGUCAGCUAUUGGGAUAAACAAGAUAAUCCCAUAUCACGUUUGCGAAAUUACAUGAUAAAUAAUGGUUUCUGGGAUGAAAAAAUGGAAAAGGAAUGGAAAUUAGAAUCUCGUAAAAUGGUCAUGAGAUCUUUUGCUGAUGCUGAAACGAGGAAACGACCUAGUCCUGAUGAAAUGUUUGAAGAUGUUUACGAUGUUUUACCGAAACAUUUAGAGAAUCAACUACAGGAGAUGAAAAACCAUGUUAAACAGUAUAAAGAAAAUUAUCCACUUGAACACCACGAGAAAUUAACAUAGUUUAUUAAUUCAAGCUUUUCUUGGUUUUGUUAGAGCAUAUAUUGAAAAUAUUUAUCGACUGUUGUUUUUUUAAAGGAUAUAAAAAAAUAUGUUUAUGUUCAAUAGAUCAAUAGAAAAUGCACUUACAAUUGAUAUUUAUUUCAAUGAUUGUUAAUAAUUAAUGUGACAUUAAAGUACUGAACUGUUUACAGAUUGAGAUUGUUUCUGAACCUUGUUAAGACAAUACUUAUGCUUCUCUUUUAAUUCAAAUGUAUGGGUGCCAUUUACCUAUGAUCGGUUAUAUUUUCAAUUAUCUUGGUUUGAUUGAUGUGAACAAUUUGAUCCAUGUGAUAUAUAAAUAAUGAUUUAAAUGAGCUUAUUUAUGCCACUGAUCAUAAUAAAUAUUAUGUGUGUGUGAUAUACAUGUAAUCAAGCAAUGGGGCUGUGGUCGAGGCUCGAAACAAGGUAACUGUUGCAGACUCUGAUACCAGGAUAGAUUUGUCUUCUUUCUGUGGUUUAUUGAUAUUAUUAAUACAUGUAAGGCACAGCCAAAAAUUUAGAGGCACUAGUUCAUUAGCAACUGACUAUGUGUCAGGACUGAGGUACAAAUAAAAUUAUCAUUCUAGGCCUGAGUGUGGUGUUUCUUAUAGAAGUAUUGUCAUUUGUGGAAUAUUGUUAUUCUGUGAGUAUUUAAUGUUAAUUACAAACAGAAAAAAUAUCUACUAUUUAUACAGGGAUAAACUGUAGCAAUCACAUAGAUAUUUUAUUCAUAUCCAAAAAGGAUGUAGAGAAUAAAGAUUGAGUGUAGAAUUGCAAAUAAAAUAUAUUUUAUGGAAUUUGAAAUACUGGCACUGAACUUUAUAUGUAUAUAAAUGGAUCUUUAAAUAGA